UCAAUGACAACCACACAUCGAGGGGGAAAACGUUUUAAAUCGACGUUUAUGUGGCAUUUUGGCACUGGUAGCCUGUAAACUGCUAAGCUCAUGUCAGGUGAUGCAGGUGUGCUGUGUGAGCGUUUGUUGACACUGUGUAAGCUGUCGUACCAUAUGUUUCUCUACAAUGGAGCCAAAGGCCCUUAAAAGCUUGGUGUUAAACAAUGUACCAGUCAAGAUGGGGCAGACCCUGUGCAUAUGCUCCCGUGGCUCGAUCACCAUUGAUAACAAAAAAUACUACUUUGUCCAGAAACUAGACGAAGGGGGCUUCAGUUACGUUGAUCUGGUGGAGGGGGCAAAGGAUGGGCGGUUCUACGCCUUGAAGAGGAUCCUGUGCCAUGACCGUGAAGGCCAUCAGGAGGCUCAGACAGAAGUGGAGAUGCAUCAGAUUUUUAAUCACCCCAACGUCUUGAGUCUGGUUGCAAACACCUUUGUUGAUCGUGGAGGCAAGACUGAAGCCUGGUUACUUCUGCCUUACAUCAGAAAAGGCAGUCUGUGGUCUGUUUUGGAGAAGCUAAGGGACAAGGGGAGCUCAAUGCCUGAAAAACAAAUUUUGCAUAUCCUGCGUGGCAUCUGCUCUGGACUCAAGGCCAUUCAUGAAAAAGGCUAUGCACACAGAGACCUGAAGCCCACAAAUGUGCUUCUGGAUGAGGAUGACAGGCCGCUUCUGAUGGACCUUGGCUCUAUGAACCGUGCCAGGAUUGAGGUUAGAGGAACCAGAGAAGCCAUGACCAUACAGGACUGGGCAGCCCAGCGCUGCACCAUUUCUUACAGGGCUCCUGAACUCUUUAAUGUAGAGAGCCACUGCGUUAUAGACGAGCGCACUGAUAUCUGGUCACUCGGCUGUGUGCUUUACUGCAUGAUGAUGUUGGAGGGGCCGUAUGACAUGGUAUUUCAGAAGGGGGACAGCGUUGCCCUGGCUGUCCAGAAUCCAGUGACCAUCCCACAAUCUUGCAGCUACUCGCAGGGCCUGCAGAUGCUGCUGAGCUCCAUAAUGGUGUCAAAUCCCCAGGAGAGACCCAACAUCCACUGGGUUCUUGACCAGGUACAUGACCUGCAGAGUUGCAGCCCCAAUACCCAAACCAACAUGGUCUGAUCUUGCACGGUGCACUGGAUGUGGGAUCUUGGAAACCUUUGCACACUUAAAUGAGCGUCUAUUACUUUGAGCUUAAUAAUAUUUCCUUUAUUUAUUGACUUUAGUGUAAAAGCCUAGGUGCAGACUUUCACUCUUGGCAACAAUUAGUUUGAAUGAUCUAAUCAAGCCUGCGUAUCCCAGUGGACUCUUGUAGGCUUCAACUGAAGAAUUUUGAAAGGCCCUGCAAUAUAAUACAUAAUGCUUCUCAUAAUUAACUGGUUUUACCUUGUACCCGCUUUCACGUCAUUCAAUGUGAAGCUGGAGCUAGCAGCCUGUUAUCUUAGCUUAGCAUAACUACUGGGAGGUGGGGGAAACUGCUAGCCUUCUGAAACUCUGUUGUUAUAAUGUUAUGUCUUUUUUUGUUUAAUCUGUACAAAACCAAAAUGUAAAAACACAAAAUGUUGGUUGUGUGAAUAUAAUGUGUUAGUGAGCGUUAGAGGUACUGGUAUGCUGAUUUAGUUACCUUUGGACACAGCCAGGCUAUCUGUUUCCUCCACCUCCCAGUAGUUAUGCUAAAAUAAAUGUCUUCUGGCAGUAGCCUUAGCAAAAAAAAUGAUUUCUAAAGAUUCCUUAAAAAAAAAAAAAAAA
Anoplopoma fimbria (sablefish) is the source of this 1762-nucleotide messenger RNA. RefSeq names its product serine/threonine kinase 16 (gene stk16). Gene Ontology annotation, molecular function: protein serine/threonine kinase activity; ATP binding. Gene Ontology annotation, biological process: protein phosphorylation. The record is from RefSeq and is a predicted model, not a curated record. Gene Ontology annotation, cellular component: cytoplasm; Golgi apparatus. NCBI's taxonomy places the organism in Eukaryota, Metazoa, Chordata, Actinopteri, Perciformes, Anoplopomatidae. The coding region runs from base 167 to 1135 and encodes 322 amino acids. The transcript is spliced from 8 exons.